Messenger RNA from Drosophila hydei, 1841 nucleotides. RefSeq names its product clusterin-associated protein 1. Gene Ontology annotation, biological process: cilium assembly. Gene Ontology annotation, cellular component: centrosome; intraciliary transport particle B; cilium. Lineage: Eukaryota; Metazoa; Arthropoda; Insecta; Diptera; Drosophilidae. The record is from RefSeq and is a predicted model, not a curated record.
UACAUGUGUUAAUACUAUAUAUGAAUGUACUACUGAAAAUUAAAACAGAACAAAGAUUUAAUAGAUAUUCAUAAAUUAAAUGUGUACGGAAUUGUUACAUGAUAUGUGGGCUAAUUGCUGGCCGGGCAGUCGUCAGGAAAGUGGUUCUGGUUGCCAGGCAAUUGCGCACUCACGUUACUAACGUAAACAAAAAUUGAAACCAAAAGGAGAGCCACAACAAAUAAGUGGAAAAAUAUCCAUAAUUUAGCAGGAGUCGUCGUGUACUCAAUUGAAAUUGUGUAAAGUCAAUAGAAUGUCGUUCAAGGAUGUGCACGAUCUCAGCGAGCAUCUCAAGUUGCUGGGUUUUCCGCGACUCUUUCCGCUCCAAGCGCUAGCUACUCAGCACGGCAGCCUGGCCAACUUUCACAUUGUGGCCGAGCUGCUGCAGUGGCUGGCCAGGCUGCUAGAGCCUGGCGCUUUACUGGCUGGCAGUGUCCAGACGGAAGAACAGCGUGUUCUGCUCAUACGUGCAGCUAGCGAAUUCUUUCUAACUAAGUCAGGCAUAAGGCUGAAUCCGCGCAAACUCUAUGCCGCAGCGGCCGUCAGUGCCACGGAGCUACAGAAGAUAACACGCCUGCUGAUUACGCCCGCUCAGACGGAAGAAGAGAGCGAGGACCAGGAUGAGGACCGACAGCAAUAUUAUAGUCUCAAUCAAGUAGAUAUUGGCGACAAGAUGGAUGAGUUGCGCCGUGCUCGUGAGCUAUCCUCCAAUCUAACACAGGGCGGCGCUGGGCUCUAUGAUCUGCUAUCCAAGGAGCGGUAACAAGAAAGUGCAAUCGCCCAAACGCCCCAACCAAUGGAGCUGAUCAGCGUUGAGCGCACCAUGAAGAACGCUAUCCAGGUAAGCCAGCUGAAGCUACAGUCCAGUCGGGCCCAUCUAGAGAAUGCACGCAUCGAACUCAAUGCAUUCACCUCCAAACUGCUGCGCAAGCGUGCAGAGCUGGACCGCACCAAGCAACGGUUGGAAGCACUCCAGAAGAUUCGUCCCGCUCACAUGGCAGAGUUCGAGGAGUGCGAGAAGGAGCUGCAGCAAUUGUUUCAGCGCUAUUUUCUGCGAUUUCAUAUCCGUGAAGCGCUACGUAAUCAGCUAGAGGCGCGUACAAAGCGGCGUGUCACGCCUAUCUAUCUAUUGCCACUGCUGCAGAAGCCUGCCGAGAACUCGAUGCCAUUUAUACCAGAGGGCCUGAUCGAGGACGAGGACGAUGACGAUGAUGGCGACGAUGGUGAUGGCGACGGACAGAUGUGUAAUGAAUUGCCACGCGAGAGGUCCUUCGGCCUGGACUCAGAAAUACCCGACAUACGCGAUGAGGAUCUAUUGGUACAGCGCAGCAGAGCAGCCAAGGGUGGUUUAACAGCGGCAGCACUCAGCCAGCGACCCUGCACGACCACCACUCGCACCCGUCCCACCACAGGCCGCAGUCGUCGAACGAUAGCAACGGCAUCUGCAUCUAGCUCCAGCGGCGCACGAACCACACACAUCGAACGAAAUGCGCCAAGCAGCAGCAUGCUCAAUCGCCGCACGGAUAACGACAGCAGUUUUGGCAGCUCCGACAGCGAACUGGACAUGGGUGAUAUUAUUGGCAGGUUCGCCGGCACAGGCGAUGAUGAUUUCGAUCUGAACUCCAUCGAUGACAUUAGCAUAUCGAAGCUAACCGGCGAGCUGCCGCUGCGCCCCAAAACGUCGAGCAAGACAGAGCACCACAGCGACGAGGACUUUUAGCCAAACGAGCAUAUGAAGUGAUGUAAAAGUCGAUGUACCAUUGCAUGAAUUAUUGAUAUACCAGUUAUAAAGUAAUUAUAUG